CAACCGCGCUACGCAGCUGAUUUUGUGCUUAAAAAAAAAUUUAUAUUCUGGGAAAGUGCGAAUUAGUUAAUUUAAUAUUAUUUAAACCAAAUAUUUAGAAUUAUAAUUUAUCAUGUUGUCGAAUUUAAUAGUUAAUGCACAAAAGGGUUUAAUUGUUUUCACAGAUGAUUUGGGUGAAGAGAGAAUGGCAAUUAAACUCAUAAAGCGAAUAUUAGAUGACUUACCUGAUAAAGAUAUAAUAUUAAAAACCUUGAAGUCCGAUGAUAAUCUAAGAAAUAAAGAUACUUGGCAAAAAUUAGCUGGCGGCCGAAAUCCCAAUCUCAAUCAAUCAUCUGAAGAGGAAUGCAACAAAUGCAAUAUUAUAUUGCCGCCAUUUUCAGAAAUGCUGGUUUAUCAAAGCGCUUCAUUUGUCCUGCAAUUUUUAAAUAAAUUGAAAAGAUGCCGAGAAAUUGAUAACAUAUUCGUAUGGAUAACGCCGCAGCAUUGUCUCCAUGAGCAUUCAUCGUACUUAAUAGCUGGUUGUGAACAUAUGGCUGACGUGGUUGUUCAUAUAGAAUCUGAUUCUCAUCUAACAAUACUUAAACGCAAAUCUGACAGCGGACGUGCUUCCUUUAAACGUUACUCAUAUAAAAGGAAUGGUUGCAAUUUAUUGCCCGAAUUAUGUAAAGAGCCGAGUGCAGAAGCUGGGGAGAAAAAACAACCAAUGCCAGAACAACUAGGUACUUUCAAAAUUGAAUUAGAAGAAGAUGAACUGGUAGCCCGUAAUGCCUUAAAAAUGCCGUAUGAAAUGUCAACCAAUGUUGCGUAUACUACAGAUAUCGGUGAUAAUUACGAUGAAGAAGAUCCCGAUGAUGAUUUAUCCUUAUAAAAAGAAAAAGUUUAUUUCAAUAAAUUUGUUCUCUAAUUUAUACUUUCAUAUAAAACAUCAAAAUUACUAUUAUUGAGAAUCUGAAAUU
This is a messenger RNA of Glossina fuscipes, 956 nucleotides long. RefSeq lists its product as uncharacterized. Gene Ontology annotation, biological process: tRNA wobble uridine modification. Gene Ontology annotation, molecular function: tRNA binding. The record is from RefSeq and is a predicted model, not a curated record. Bases 113 to 868 code for a protein of 251 amino acids. NCBI's taxonomy places the organism in Eukaryota, Metazoa, Arthropoda, Insecta, Diptera, Glossinidae. Gene Ontology annotation, cellular component: cytosol; nucleus; elongator holoenzyme complex. The transcript is spliced from 3 exons.